GAUGCGGUCCUUUCUGUGGUGGUGCAUUGCAGCUAUGGCUUUUCUGAGCACAACACUUCUUGUUAGCCACAUGCUGAUCUUUCAUAGCAGGGAGAUUGCAGAGCCGGACUUCAUUUUGAACGAUGACCAUUUGUACUUUAAGACUCGGGUUCAAGUCCCAUUUCACCCUUCCAUUUUGAACAGUUCUAUGAUGGUGGGGGAGGAUUCUAUCGAAGGUUCUCCUACCGCCAUGGUUUCUCCAUAUGCUGCCAGUCGUAGGAAGGGUGAUGGCCUUCCGCAUGCCUUGCCCUCUGUGGAUAAACAAGGUGAUUCUCAGCCCUUGCUUCCGGUAUCGGUACACUCCUGGAUCCCGCCUGAUGGGAGAUGUAGAGCGCAGGAUGCUGCUGUCCCUGGAGGGACCUUGCACAGCCACAGCCUUGUUUGGUGCCCAACGCGGAAUAGGUAUUUGAUGAUGAUCUGUGGGGCUGGACGGUUGUGCAACCGGCUGUCUUGCAUUAUGAACCACAUGGUUGCGGCGACCUUUUUGAACCGAACCCUUGUGUUCCCACUCGAAGAGCUGGGAUUGCCUUUUGACAUCCUCAUUGAUGUCCCUCGUAUUUGGAGGUGUCUGGGGCCAUCAACAGUUAUCAGCCUUAAGGACUUCAGGACACUCAGGCAUGGAGAUGACCAUGUGGACGUGAUGAGGUUCUUUGAUGGCCACAACCCGUCGAUCGCAAAGGGUAUUUCAGUCUUCCAGAAUGUGACUGGAAUCACAAUUGGCAAGAGUGAAGUUGUGACCGCCCGACAAAAGGAGCAAAGCUCCAUCGAGUUCUUUCAGCAGUUCAGUCUGGACGUUGAGGUGCUGAGUGUUGGUGAGUUGUUUGGGGUCAGCUUAUCGAAGGAGGCUAAUGCGAUGCAGCAUGGUCGGGAGCCAUGGACGACAUCCUGCAAAGGAUCCAUCUUGCAACCUCACAAGGUGAUUGUUUCAGUCGCACUGAAUUUCAUCCGUACGUUUCUCGGUUCGCGGUACACUGGUGUUCAUCUGCGGCGUGGGGACUUCUUGAAGGCGUGUGGUCGCAGCAGCUGUUUCUAUCCGCUCCCACAGCUUGCCAAGUGCAUCCGUAGACAAUUGGAGGCGACUAAAGCGUCUGAACUCUUGUUCCUUGCAACAGAUGCACAAGAGGAAGAGGUCGAAGAACUCAUUGUCCUGUUGGAAAGAGACCGUCCACCAAUUAAAGUUGUUCGGCUUUCAAGUCCCGGGGAGGGCUCUCUUGAGAAAAUGCCCAUAAGACACUGGAAUAGACAUCUAACUGAAGAGCAGCGCCAAGUUCCACAAGUAAUCUCGCUUGUUGAGUUGAGUAUCUGUGCCUUGGCAGGGUCGUUCUUUUUCUCCAACUACAGCACGUUUAGUCGCGAAAUCCGUAGACUCCGUACUGCAUGGAGACUAUCAACUUCCCGGGAUAGGCCCAUCUGUGGAGGAGAAAAAGCAGAUUGGGCAAAAGGACCAGCAUGGUGGACGUGAUGUGUGCUGUGGAUGUCGACUCCAUACGGUAGUACGCAUAAGUGGAUGGGGAGCAGUUAAGGCAUCUGCAGAAGGUGAGAUAACUGAGAUGUCUUGGAGGAAUACUUGCUUCUUUUCAUGAAUAUUUCUGUUGCUCUGAAUGAAAUCUAGAUAUGAGCGCACAGAUUCUUUCUGCAAAAGAAGACGGGCUUAACCAGGCAAGAUAGAGUUUUCUGUGAACUGGUUGGUGAAGUUGUGGCGGUCUCUCUUUGGUGGACCGUUGUGUAUUGGUGUACAAAGUGGACGGAUGAUAGGUAGAUAGAAGUCCUUUUGUAAGCUCAUUUCUAUCGGCGUGUGAUGAUCUGAAAGCAAGAGCAAAGAGCUGUGGCUUGUCAACGGGGCACAUGCAAAUUGGAUUCGCACCGCAAGCAAGGUGUUGAAGUUUCGACUUCAACUUUACACUAGACUAUGUGCCUUGUGGACUGUUGGAAAUCAAGCUGCAUCAGGUCG
Messenger RNA from Chara braunii, 1990 nucleotides. NCBI's taxonomy places the organism in Eukaryota, Viridiplantae, Streptophyta, Charophyceae, Charales, Characeae. The record is from the annotation of a GenBank genome assembly.